This is a messenger RNA of Magallana angulata, 1099 nucleotides long. RefSeq names its product phospholipid scramblase 1-like. The record is from RefSeq and is a predicted model, not a curated record. Gene Ontology annotation, molecular function: phospholipid scramblase activity. NCBI's taxonomy places the organism in Eukaryota, Metazoa, Mollusca, Bivalvia, Ostreida, Ostreidae. Gene Ontology annotation, biological process: plasma membrane phospholipid scrambling. Gene Ontology annotation, cellular component: plasma membrane. The transcript is spliced from 10 exons. Bases 227 to 988 code for a protein of 253 amino acids.
UCCAGUGGACAUUUAACCUAUGCAUAAACCGCUAUUGAAUUAAGCAGCUUAAAUCAAAAGACGCCUCGGACUUUCAAUUAUACAAAACGAAAUUUCAAAAUGUUGUUUUGCCAACCAACCCAAACAGAACCUAAACACAAGCAGUAAUUGAUUAGGCCAUUUUAUAGUUUCGAGUGGCUAAACUCAGGGCGCCUGAACCAACAAUUUAGGAGAUCAAAAUUGCGAAAUGGCCAGCCAACAGCCGAUCCAGAACCAGCCCAACCAAGGGGUUGAGUGGAUGAGCGCCCCACAGGCUGUCACUGGCGCACCCCCGGGGCUGGAAUAUCUGGGAGCACUUGACCAGAUCAUUGUAAAGCAAAGGGUGGAAUUACUGGAAAUGCUUAGUGGAUAUGAAACACAGAAUAAAUACGAUGUCAAGAACAGCAUGGGUCAACAGUGCUACUUUGCUCAAGAAGAGUCCGACUGUUGCAGCCGACAAGUCUGUGGACCAAACAGGCCUUACGUCAUACACAUCACUGACAACAACGGACAGGAGGUGAUGAGUGUCCGCCAUGAAUUCGUCUGCUGCACGGGUUGUUGCUGGUGUGCCACCAACUCUUCCUGUGGAUACGAGGUCGCAAUCGAGGCUCCAGUUGGGAACAUUAUUGGCUAUGCCAAGCAACAUACCUCGGCCUGGAAACCCCACAUCCGCGUUUUGGACGCCAACCGACAGGAGAUGUUCGUACUGAGAGGACCGUGCUGCUGGGGGUGUCAGAACGUGUACUGCACGGACGACAUCGAAUUCUCGGUUACAGAUCAAGCAGAAGAUAAAUAUUUGGGCCGGAUGUUCAAACGCUGGGCCGGAUGUGGACGUGAAACGUUUACGGACGCAGACACGUUCGGUGUCACCUUUCCUUUGGACAUGCCUGUACCAGCCAAGGCUUUGCUGUUUGGCGCUGUUUUCCUUGUGGACUUCAUGUAUUUUGAAAGAGCAAAGCACAGUUACUAAUUAGAAUGAACAUAUCUACAUCACUAUUCUAACGGAAAUUGAAACCCUGCGCCUACAUGUUGAAGAAAGACUAGCGCAACUGAAUACUCAUUAAACCUCUAUUGAUUGCCA